AUGACUAAAAGUGGUGCAAAUAAAACAGGUGGUAAGGCGCAAACUGGUGUCAAUGCCAAAGCAACUGCAGUGUCUACGAAUAAUAAUGAAGCAGCCGCUAAUAUUCAGCGUACUAAUCCAAUGCCAACGAACCAUCCUACCGAUUCGUAUAUACCCUCUCAUCUAGUCAAUUUAAUUCCUGAAUUGGAUUCUUAUCAACAACUUAUUGAAGCUGAAAAGAAAUUGGAUGUUUAUCUAGCUAGGAAAAAAAUUGAUAUUUUCCAAAGUAUCUCCCAAUGGAACAACUCUAAGCAAGCUCACAGAGAUUUUUCUCAUCAUGAUAAGGACCAAACCAAAUUUUUACGUAUUUAUGUCUCUAAUAUUGCUGAAAAUCAACCAUGGCAAGAUACGUCCAACAAGCUUGAGGAUGGUUCGUGGACCAUGAGAAUAGAGGGUCGGUUAUUGGAUUCACAAACUGCAGAUGAUACUAAUAGAUCUAAAUUUAGUUCAUAUAUUCAAGAUAUUGCUGUUGAUUUCAAACUCCCACCUAAAGUUAACUCAGAUGAUCAAUCUGAGGAUAAAGAUGUUGAUAUGACGGCUGGUGAAUCAAAUGAUCUAAACGUUGAUAUAGAUACGUCGAACACUAUUAAUUUACCUUUGCAAUCACCAGAUACGAAUAACAAUAUUGAUGUGUCAGAAUCUACUGAACCAGAGAAAGUUAUUGAGUCGACUAUGGAAUCUGUAAUUUAUGACGCGGUCGAAUGGCAUUUUGAUCCAAAGAAUCCUGUUGAUUUUGACGGUUUGGAUAUUAAAAGAUCUGGUACAUCCAAUGUCAAUUGUACAGUGACUAUUCAGUUGAAAGGAUUUAGUGGUGACAAUUUGGAAUAUUCUUCUGACCUUGCCUUAUUGAUUGGUAAAUCCCAAGGUUCACUCCAUGAGGCAAUUUAUUCCAUCUAUAAAUAUAUUCUUCUAAACAAUUUGCUUGUGGGUAAUCAAACUGAAGCAAAUGGUAACUCUAUAGAUGGGAAUAAUACUACAAAUGGUGAAAAGACUUAUGUUAAACUAGAUGAAUUUUUAUCUAGGCUACUCCCUGAAAAUACUGAUAAAGAUCCAUUUUCUACAGAUAUUGAAGAUUUGACCACUAAUGAUAAAAAGGAAGAUGAGGAAAAGACAUUAAAAUUAUCAGAAUUACCAAAUCUUGUGAACAGUCAUAUAGCACCAAUAAAACCCAUAAAGACAGAUUAUGUAAUUAGGGUUGAUAAAGCUACUACUUAUGGAGAACUUGUGUUUGAUGUUGAAGUGCCAGAUGUAACCCAGUUACAAAACCCAGCCGGUCUUCAUCCAAAUGAAUUGUCUACUGAAGGUAUGAAAUUAUUAUCUGAAUUAGACGAACUUUCAAACCAAGUUCAACCUAGAUUGGAUGAUCUAGAAAAACAAUCAAACAAUUUACUAUUACAAUUAAAUUCUAGUGCCGACAAAUAUUACUUUUUCAAAAAAAUGGCUACAAAUCCUGUACCAGCACUUCAAGAAUAUAUGGGAUCAUCUGCUAAUGCUCUAAAGGUUCUUUCUGGUGACGAGGGCUUCAACGAGGACACUGUCAGAAGAGCACAAUUUUAUAAAGACAACGAAGGUAUAUUGUUUGAAAAUCUGGGUGUUCUUCUUGCUAACGGAAGAUUAUAA
Maudiozyma barnettii is the source of this 1659-nucleotide messenger RNA. RefSeq names its product Rsc6p (gene RSC6). Lineage: Eukaryota; Fungi; Ascomycota; Saccharomycetes; Saccharomycetales; Saccharomycetaceae. The transcript has a single exon. Gene Ontology annotation, biological process: regulation of transcription by RNA polymerase II. The coding region runs from base 1 to 1659 and encodes 552 amino acids. Gene Ontology annotation, cellular component: nucleus; SWI/SNF complex. The record is from RefSeq and is a predicted model, not a curated record.